This is a messenger RNA of Gloeophyllum trabeum ATCC 11539, 1080 nucleotides long. RefSeq lists its product as uncharacterized. The record is from RefSeq and is a predicted model, not a curated record. Gene Ontology annotation, cellular component: endoplasmic reticulum. NCBI's taxonomy places the organism in Eukaryota, Fungi, Basidiomycota, Agaricomycetes, Gloeophyllales, Gloeophyllaceae. The transcript is spliced from 3 exons. Gene Ontology annotation, biological process: lipid homeostasis. Bases 1 to 1080 code for a protein of 359 amino acids.
AUGAGCUUUUCAUUCGACGAUACCUCGAAGUUAUUGCCUCAACAAAUGGUCUUGGUUCCAUCGUUUCUAGCCUUUGUCUCAGCGUAUCAUUUUCUCACCGGCACUAGAGAACUGACGGCGAAGCAGCGGUCAUGGAUUCUGACCACGCUUGCCAGUGCCAUCGUGACGCUAGCGAGCUUUCCUUUCGUCUGGGACUAUGUGCGGAACGACGGGGAUAUCAGCAGAGUCCGCCAUUCGCCGGGCUUGGCGUACGCCACUACCCGCAUAUUCCAGGGAUACCUCAUUUCUGAUAUAUCUAUGGGUCUCAUCUACUACCGUGAGCAAGUGGGCUUGCUCACUGGAUGGGUACACCACUCUUUGUAUAUUCUGGUCGUGGAGCUCGCGAUCAGACGGUCAUGGGCUCACAUCUUCUGUCUCUGCGGAAUAAUGGAGUUACCGACCUUUGUCCUCUCAAUCGCUUCACUCAACCCUGUAUUCCGGUCCAAUGUAACGUUCGCCUUGUCGUUCUUCGCCACCAGGAUUCUCCUACACCUAGUCUUGAUUGUCUCGUAUCUCCUUCCGGGUAACCGCAUGCGGGCGACGGGUGGCUCCUUUGUGCCUGCCGCCGUACUCGCUCUGGUUUUCCCCAUGCACGCUGUGUGGUUUACGGGCUGCAUUAAAGGUUUCAUCAAGAGACAGCGCGCGAAGAAACAGCCUACGCCCUCCGCUACGGUGAUACAUCUUGAGGUAUCCUCCGAGCGUCAGGCGGUCCCGGUCCCAACGCCCGCCAUUGUUCCGAUCCACGCCUCGGAGCCUCGCGCUGAGAAUACGACGCCCUUGCAGGCGCUCCCUACCCAGCCUGCUCGGCCUACGUUGCCAGCCAAGCUUGUCCGGCGGCUGUCCUUCGAGAAGGCGCUCAGAAAGAUGGAAAUCGACAGGGCAAGGCAGCGGAUACGGGAGGCACGCCGACUGUUAUACGAGGUUCUCCCUCCACGGGAGAGGGUGUACGACUACUUUGGUUUAGGACGGGGCCAGCUCCGAUAUGAUAGGGCGCCUGGUGUCGGGGGCGAAGAGCUGGGGCGGAUGGUCGCUGUGUAUUAA